Amoebophrya sp. A120 is the source of this 568-nucleotide messenger RNA. NCBI's taxonomy places the organism in Eukaryota, Dinophyceae, Syndiniales, Amoebophryaceae. The record is from the annotation of a GenBank genome assembly.
AUGUGUGGGCAGUUAUGCUUAUUUUUGAUCAGGCAAAGGAAGAACGGUUCCUCAUUCUUUGGAAAUUGGCACACUCCACCUCUUCUCGAUAUCGUAAGGGAAAAUCCCCCCUCCCCAUAUUGAAAAGGUAGAUCUCAGAAAAUUUGCAAUGCUGAUUUGCGACCUCAAAUCGUCUCUGUCUUGCAAGAACGCAACUCCACAGUCUCCGCCGCAUCCUGCAGGCGGUUUGUGAUGCUGGUGGCCCUACAGACUAGACGUUUGCCAUGCUCAGCGCCUACUUAGCCCAAAACAUCUCUACUCAGUCUUGGCAUGGGCCUGCAGUCCUCUCCAGCAAGAUAAAUCUGAUAGAUUUGUGUACCCAAAUCCAGCAUCAGAAGCCUCGUUUUGAUAUGGGGAGGGGGGAUUUUUUCUUUUGAUACUCGACCUACAAAAGCACAAAAGGUUCGAAAAGUGUCUCUUUAAGUUUACUGAGGGCUUUCUAGACUGUCAAGGUACCACUACUUCGCCGCACAACCUAGAAAAAGCAAGAAAUAGAAGAAAAAGCUUCUACCAGGAGACUAGCCGAUAG